This is a messenger RNA of Myotis myotis, 3381 nucleotides long. It is a transcript of the gene TRIM16, whose product is annotated as tripartite motif containing 16. Gene Ontology annotation, molecular function: protein binding; zinc ion binding. Lineage: Eukaryota; Metazoa; Chordata; Mammalia; Chiroptera; Vespertilionidae. The transcript has 6 exons. The record is from RefSeq and is a predicted model, not a curated record. Bases 1734 to 2792 code for a protein of 352 amino acids.
CGGUUCUGACCGAUGACUGAGGAGUGAAGUCAGGUGGGAACCAAACGCAAACACUCCCGAAGGACCAGCAUCUUGUGGUGGGAAGUACCAAGGAACGACCACCAUCCAGAAUCUUCUGCUCUUUUCUUGUGCUCUCUGCUCUUCCCAUUUGCAUCUCUAAUCUGGCUCCUGGCCAUGGAGCUCUGGGUGGCCACCUUCUCCCUGUAGAUAGAAACGAGGACAAUUCUGUGACAUAGUCUUGUGGCCCUGCACCAGAGGGAUACGAAAUGACUUGAUGAAGGUUGUACAGGCAGCAACCAGGCCUCCAGACCCCAGAUACGGUGCCUUUUGCACAUUUGUCAUUGCCCUGCUGAAGCAGGCAGGACUCUGUGCCCUUCAACACUGGGCUGUCUCCGCCAUUGACACUGCUGUCCUGCUCGGGCGCCCUGGCCUGAGAUGUGUAUGGCUGGCAUCGUAGGAAACCCUGAAGCCAGAGUCUGAGCUACCCCAUCAUUUUCCAGGAGGAGGAACAACUGGAGAUACUGGUUUCUCAAAGUGACCCCACCUUUUGUGGUAAACAGGAGUGACUUCUCUUGGGGUGACUCAUUCAGAGAGGUCACCAUUAGGUUCAUAGGAACCUUUUUCUCCUUUUAUGGUGGUUUGCAGAAGUGAGAGAAGUGCCUCCCUGGAGAUUCUCUGGGGUCUCCCUGUGGCUCUGGCUCAUGGUGGGACUCACUGCUUCACCACAUUCUCACAUUGCCAGGGUGUUCUGCUGUAUCUGCGUCUACUUUUAAACAGCAGCUCAUGUUUCUUCCCCUCCUCUGGGAAAGGUUGUUGUGUAAACCUUUUAGACCAGCAAUCGCCAACCGGUGGUCCACUGACCACUGGUGGUCUAUGAGGUCUGAAAGGUUGGCGACCGCUGUUUUAGACAGAUCAAGAUUCCACAAUUGCCCCCAAAUAGACCCGAUCCCCUCCCCCAUCCGCACUCCUGGGCAUCAGGUCUCAGGUCUCAGGAGUGGGAGGGAGGUCACUGGGGUUCCCUGGGCUCCAAGUCAGCGCCCCAGAGCUGAGCAAGCAGUACCUGCCUGCCAAGGCUCCCUCACUGGGAGGCCUGGGUGUCCCCCAGGUUUCAGUGGGAGAAAGGAGAGGCACUUCAUUUGUAGCCUCUGAGUCCUAUUAGGGCACAAUGACUCAUGGCUUUGAAUGCAGACAACCUAUUAAAAGCAAGUACAGCUAAAGCUAUUCUUUUUUCUUUUUUGCUGUCUCAUGCCCUUGUGGAAGCAGGAAAGUGAGAGGGCCUUGAAAGUUUUCAAAGGCUUAUGUUUCAUCCCUUGGCACAUUUUGUGGCAGAAAGUGCUUAGGGUGUCCCAGGAGAUGAAGCUGGGCAGUGGGGUCAAACCGAGGUUCCCAGGUGGGCACUUGCCUCGCUGGCUCACUAUACCUGCCUCCAGGAGUGAACAAGAAUGCGUGGUGGAAAGCAGCUGUGGCAGCAACAAUACUAAGGAUACUGACGAAGGUGACGGCAUCCCUGGCAUUGAUGCAGCAUUCACAAUACUCCAGCUACUGUGCAAAGUUCUUAUUAACACAGGCUACCUCAUUUGACUCUCACAGGAACCCUGCAAAUUAGGACUUCACAGGCUGAGCUUCGGAGCACCCAGCUAGACCUGGAGCGGAAACUCAAGUUGAAUGAAAAUGCCAUUGCCAGGCUCCAAUCCAAUCAUAAAUCCGUUUUGGUGUCAGUGUCAGAGGUGAAGAUGGUGGCUGAGGAGCAGUUUGGGGAGCUCCUUGCUGCUGUGAGGAAGGCCCAGGCUGAUGUGAUGCUCUUUCUGGAGGAGAAAGAGCAAGCCGCCCUGAGCCAGGCCAAUGGCAUCAAGACGCACCUGGAGCACAGCAGCGCAGAGAUGGAGAAGAGCAGGCAGGAGCUGGGGAGGAUCGCUGCCAUCAGCAACACCGUGCUGUUCCUGGAGGAGUACUGCAAGUUUAAGAACACUGAGGACAGUGCCUUCCCUAGCGUUUACAUAGGACUCAAGGACAAGCUCUCGGGCAUCCGCAAGGUCAUCACGGACUCCACUGUGCACCUAGUCCAGUUGCUGCACAACUAUAAGGAAAAGCUCCAGGAGUUCGCGAAGGACGAGGAAUAUGACAUCAGAACGCAAGUGUCAGCUGUGGUCGAGCGCAAGUAUCGGACCUCAAAACCUGAGCCCAGCACCAGGCAGCAGUUCCUCCAAUAUGCCUGUGAUAUCACGUUUGACCCUGACACGGCACACAGGUAUCUCCGGCUGCAGGAGGACAACCGCAAAGUCACCAACACUACCCCCUGGGAGCAUCCCUACCCAGACCUCCCCAGCAGGUUCCUGCACUGGCGGCAGGUGCUGUCCCAGCAGAGCCUGUACCUGCACAGGUACUACUUCGAGAUCGAGAUCUCUGGGGCAGGAACCUACGUCGGCCUGACCUGCAAAGGCAUUGACCGGAAAGGGGAGGAGCGCAACAGCUGUAUUUCAGGAAACAACUUCUCCUGGAGCCUGCACUGGAACGGGAAGGAGUUCUCGGCCUGGCACAGCGACACGGAGACCCCGCUCAAAGCCGGCCCUUUCCGGAGGCUGGGCAUCUACAUCAACUUCCCGGGAGGGAUGCUCUCCUUCUAUGGUGUGGAGCCCGAUGCCAUGACUCUGGUUCACAGGUUUGACUGCAACUUUUCGGAGCCAGUCUACCCAGCCUUCUGGCUUUCCAAGAAGGAAGACACCAUCCGCAUUGUGGAUCUGGGAGAGGAGCCUGAGAAGCCGGCACAGGCCUCAGUGAAGGCUGCUCCUUAGACGCUGGAUCCACAUUCCAAACUGUUUGCUAACCGCAGGGCAGCAGCUUGCCCUCCGGGGGCAGAAAUCUCUGCCAGGGGUAGCUGGCUUGAGAAAUUUGUGGGUCUGUGAAUGAGGACAAGAGUCGCUGGCUUCUCCCUUCUGCUCUAUGCUGUGCUGGUCUUCGAGUUUGUAGUCAUAUUCAGGUAAAAGUCCUUUUUGAGUGAUACUCGAGUCUCCAAUCUUUGAGUGACAUCCUCCUGUCUGCUCAGGUGAACGGCACAUUGUACCUAUAACUGGUAACCAGGAAUCUUCAGGGAGAUAAAAAAAAAAAAAUCACAGAAUAAUCGCAAUAAAUUGCUAACUUUAUCACGCGUUUCCUGGGUCCCAGACACUGUUUUGAGUGCUUCCUGUGCAUCAACCCAGGGGCUCUCAUAUUACAAUCCCAUGGGUGGUGGGUGGAUGCUCAUAUCAGCCCCAAUUUGAAGACGGGAAAACUAUGGUCCAGGGGGGAUAGUUAACUUGCUCAAGGUCACUGCGGUCACAUGGUGAGUAGGUGACAGAGCUGGGGUUCAGACUUGAAGGGAUGACAUUAAACUUUUAACCACUA